This is a messenger RNA of Callithrix jacchus (white-tufted-ear marmoset), 5460 nucleotides long. RefSeq lists its product as uncharacterized. Lineage: Eukaryota; Metazoa; Chordata; Mammalia; Primates; Cebidae. The record is from RefSeq and is a predicted model, not a curated record.
UCUUUCUUUUAUCAAUAUGUUUAUUAUUUCAGAAAUAUUGAAUUUGUGUGUCCUCGGGUAAUUUAAUGAGGCUUUACCAGAAGACAAUUUUUUCCAGAAAUCGGAACUUUUUACCUUACAAAUUUUUUGUAACAAUUGGAAGAACCUUUGUGCCACUGUCUUUGAGGGUUUGAUGCCUAUUUUUAAUUAGCUUUUUGUUCACCCCUUCACUGGCCCACCCCACUCAGAGCUUUCAUCAAUUUCUUCUGGACUGUUAAGAAGAGCCUACGUGAUUAAUCAGGAAAGUAACUAGGAAGAAAAAUGAAGAUGAUAUCCUGAAAAGACUUUUAAAUGCAAACUCGACACCUACGAUUCUUAGUUCAAGAGAACAAUACUGAGACUUGCUCCCCCAAAUGUUAAUCAGAACCCCUAAUCAGUGGCAUCCACUGAGUGCCUACAAGACAUACCGAAUUUCAGGCUCACCCCAACUCAAGAAUAACAAUCUGGCUUUUAACAAGAAUCCUAAGUAGAGGAAAAACACAUAAGUUUAAGGACAGCACUGGAGCCCCUGAAGGGGUCAUGAGGAUGGAACGGUUGGGUCCCUCGAACCUUAGAUGUGCCACAGGACCAAGGGCUGCUGGAGGAAAUUGAUUGUAGGCGUGUUGCCCCCGUCGAGUUUCUCGAAAAGUGACCCAACCUCGGGUUGAACAGGUGAUUAGGACCCCUGCAGGUGGCAGCCAGACCCCACUAUGCCGAGGCUUUUUGAAGCACCAGGAAAACGAAGAAUGCGGGGCGCCGCAACCCCAAACUGAGCCAAACGCUGACCGACAGCACAAGGUAAGCAGAUUACAGAGAAACCGCGCUGGAGUGCACUGGCCACACUCAUGUCAACCUGUCCCACCCAUUUCUCAAACGAUGGCAUGAAGUCUUAAAUUUUGAGUUUUUUCAUAAAAGCAGUGAGAAAGUUCGAGUAAAAUUUAUAGUAGAGAAUGAAAAUAUUUUUCAAUAAAUUUAGAAAAGUUGUAAAAAAUUGGCUAAUAUUUCAGACUUAGUUUAUGUAGAAUGUCUUGGGAGCUAUGCUGAAAGUUAAGUUCCCCAAAAUAUAGGGUAAAGUACUAAGUAGUUCCAUGUUCAGGAGAUACACAUGAAUAAUUCGGACUGCAGCACAACUAUUGCAGUAUGGCAAAAAUGACGCCCCAAGCAUGAGUCUAAUACAACAGUGUAAAUGACACAACAAAAAUAAAGAAAACAAUAACAAUCUUCUAUAAUGAAGAAGAAUUUAACUCAAGAAUAUUUGCAGCAGGUUAAGGAUGGGGUUGAGGAUGACUAAUUUGAAACAGUAGUUAAAAACAUAAAGAGCUUGUGAUCCUCUUAUUAAUUAUUUAAAUAUAUAUGAGUAUCUCCUGUGUCUUACUGUCUUUAAAAUACCAGAUUGAUUGAGGUCUUUUUGACAAAGUAUGAAACAUAUUAGUGUUCAUCAGGACUGAUGUGUGUGUGUGUGUGUGUGUGUGUGUGUGUGUGUGUGUGUCUGAGUAUCUGUUUGAUAUGAGUUUGAUUGAGGUGUUUUUGCUGUAGGUCAUGCAAGUGUUAUGAACACUGAACCUGUUGAGUGCCAGGGAUUUCACGGAGCUAAAGAGACUGGGGUUUGCUGGGUGCAUGCCAGGUGGCAGGUAGUGAUACCGGUGUGGGGGUUGGGGCAUCUUGCCCUUUUGCUGGCUCCUUCUGUCCUUUCAGGCAGGAAUCCCUGAAGGAGGCUUGGACUCUGGCACAGUCCCUCUUCAGAUGGCAGAUGUCAUCUUCCUGUGCUUGGCUUUCUUGGGGGUUCUCAGCGGCAUGCCUGGGCUUCUACCUUGGGCUUGAUUUCACCAAAAAAAGCUUUGGAAACACCCUCUACACACGAUCGACCCCCAUGGGAAGCCAGUUUCAGGUGUCACUACCUCUGCUGCACACUGGGCUUGCCUCUUUGUGGUUGUUCCCUCCAUGUCCAGACAGUAGUGGUGAGAUGCAGGAGUCCCUGGGCUUGGAGAUAAAGGCAGGGCCCCUUGGUCGGUGGCCCAGGUCGAAAAGUGGCAGUCAGCUCAUUGGGCCGGGUAACGUUCUGGUAACACCCAAAGUGCCCGCUUCCUGGCCUGAAGCGCUCUCCUCCUCCACCCGACCGGAACCGAAGAGUGGCUGCAACGAGGUACUGAGGUCAGGACUGUCAGGGGCCUAUGCUGCUUGUGGCACGCAACCUCCUUCCAGGCGCCGCCCCUGCCACCGUCUCCACCUUGUACCUGUGCGGCAGCAGCUGGACAGCGCCAACAUCGCGGCUCCCCAGCUGGGCAGACGAAAGCGCAUGCGCAGGCGGCCUGUCACAAGCGCCAGCGCUGAGCCCGGGCUCGCGUCACAGGAACAGCCACCGUUGCCUGGGGAACGAUCACAGUGGCUUCCCAAAGCAGCGGUCCUCUGUGGCAGUGCCUCAGCAUCGGGCAACGGACUCUUUCUCCGCGUGAUCAUCGCUGAGUCCUGCGAUUUUAGGAAUCCGGCAGGCCGAGCCAGGCAGAAGAAAGAUCUGUCGGGGCUUCAGGGAUGUCCACGGCGCUCCCCAAGAAUCACCGAGAUGCUGCAGACCUGCCCAAACAGUGUGAGGGUGCCUCUCGUUGAAAGCCCUCGUGGCUGGGAUUUCCAGGCACUCAGUGGAUGCCACUUAUUAGGGGUCCUGAUUGACAUCUGGAGGAGCAAGUCUCAGUAUUGUUCCUUUGAAGUUAGAUUUGUAGAUGUUGAGUCUGCAACUAAAUGUCUUUUCAGGAUAUCAUCUUCAUUUUUCUUCCUACUUACUUCCAUAAAAAAUAAAAACACACUGAUUGCCAAAAUAAAAAGAAACAGAUUGAUUAUUCAUUAGUUUACUGUGUUUGAAUGACUAAUUUAGUUGACUUUUGCUUACCUAAGGACAGAUUACAAGGUAUGAGUUAGCCAUGGUAUGAAAUAACAGUGGGCUUGUUAUCAUAACAAGUGAACUAUCAGUCAUGUAAGAAUAAUUUAAUAUUUUUAUUGUCUAAUGUAAUUCUGCUUAGAAAUACUUGAUAUCUAAUCUAGCAUGGGUAUGUUCCUUGAUCUUAGCUGUCCGAGUAAUUUUUGGGAGCACGGCCUUCUUUUCUUCCACUCUAUAAGGGACAGUGGUCUGCAUCUGGGAAUUACACAAUCAACGCAUAGAAUGUGCUGUGCUUAAAAAUAUUAGAAUUAUAUCCACUUUUAUUUAUUUUUCUUUUUGAGAUGGAGUCUCUCUCUAUCACCCAGGCUGGAGUGCGUGGGCGAGAUCUCAGGUCACUUUAACCUUCACCUCCCAGGUUCAAGUGAUUCUCCUGCCUCAACCUCCCAAGUAGGUAAAAUUACAGGCACACGCUACCACACCAAGUUAAUUUUGUAGUUUCAGUAAAGACGCGGUUUCGUUAUGUUGGUCAGACUGGUCUGAAACACCUGACCUCAGGUAAUUCACCUGCCUCGGCUUCUCAAAGUGCUUGGAUUACAGACAUGAGCUUCCAUGUCCCGAUGUUUCUCCUUUUAAAAUUAUAAUUUAAUAAAACUACAAAUCAAUAGCCAAAGAAAAAUCUGAAGCUCACAAAUAUGUGAAAAGUAAAUAACAUAUUCCUUGACAUCCAACGUGUCAAAUAGAAAAAGCAAAGGGAAAUCAGAAAGUAUUUGUCAAUGAGAAAAGAAAAUAGAAACACAACAUACAGUAACUCAUGGAAUGCAAAAUAACCCAGAAAACAAUUCUAAAACAGAAAUUUAUAGUGCGGUCUUUCCAUAUUAAAAAAAGAAAGAGAUGUUAGAUGAAACUUAAUUCACAAAAUAUUUCAAAAAACUAAAUAUUCUCAAUGAUUGCAUUAUAAUGAAAAUAAUAGGCUGGGCACAGUGGUUGACACCUGUAAUCUCAGCACUUUGAGAGGCCAAUGUUUUGAGAGGUGGAUCAUCUGCGGUUAUCAUUUGGAGAAUAGCCUGGCCAACUGGGUUUCACCGUGUUUCACCCAGUCUCUACUAAAAAUAAAAUAAUUAGCCGGGUGUGGUGGUAGGUGCCUGUAAUUUUGCUACUGGGGACACUGAGGCCGAAGCAUCCCUUGAAACUGGGAAAUGAAGGUUGUGGUGAGCCAAGAUCACACCACUGCCCUCCAGCCUAGGUUACAAAAGUGAAACUUUAGAUAGAGAGAGAGAGAAAAUAAAAAUCAGAGCAGAAGCAGAUUUCAUAGAUACAUAAAAGACAAAAAGGAGAGAAACAAUUUACAUAUAAAAGGUAUCUAAAUUAAACGUUUUAAGAAGAAGAAGAGUAAAUUUCUUUUUUAUUUUUAGGUUGAUUAAGUGUCUCGUUUUCAUUUUGCAUUUAUGCUUACAAUAAGUAAGUCCAAAUAAUUUAUUCUGAUCUCGUGGACAUUGGGUUUUAAAUAGGGUUUGUAUUUAGGCACCAGACGUGUGGCCUUGGGAUUGUGAAACAGCAUUUGUGGAAAAGAAAAAAGUCAGUAUAAAAGAAUAUGCUAUAAAAAGCCUAUAGGGCCGGGUGCAGAGGGUCACUCCAGUAACACCAGCACUUUGUGGAGGCCGAGGUGGGUGGAUCCCCUGAGGUCGAGCUUAAGACAAGGCUGGCCAUCAUGCUGAAACCCCAUCUCUACUGAAAAUACAAAAAUUAGCUGUGAGUGGUGGCAUGCACCUUUAAUUCCAGCUAGUUGGGAGGCUGAGACAAGAGAAUCUGUUGAACCAGAGAGACAGGUUGCAAUGAGUUGAGAUCCCACCAUUGAAUUCCAGCCUGAACAACAAGAAUGAAAUUUAGUCUCAAAAAAAAAAAAAUAAAGAAAAAGAAAAUUAAAAAAAUGGGUAGGGAACAGUACACAGUUGGUGAAAAGACUGGUUAUUGCUGCAGUUACUGGUCCAGGCAGGCGGGGUAGCUCUGACUUAUAAAUGUGUACAUGCAGGCAGAUAAGAGGGACAGAUGACCCAGAAGCCUAGGCUAGUGGAGGAAACAGGUCACUUCUGCAGAUUCAAGAUCUGGGAAUAUAAGUAAGCCAUGAAUCCUCUGGGCAUUUACAUAGCCCGUUGGCAGAAAACUCGAGACGCACAAGUUCUCUUAGCACGAUUUCUGAGGGUGAGGCCUUGUAAUUGGAGGAGUAAUGCUACAUGAUUGUCCAGUGUGCAUGUGUGUGUGAGCAGAAAUCACUUUAUAACAGCAGGGUGGGGAGCGGAGACUUUCCUCAGGACCCUGACUGAAGGGAGAUUCAGGAAAAAAAAGAAAGAAAAGAACGAAAAAGAAAGAAAGAAGAAGAAGGAGGAGGAGGAGGAGGAGGAAGGAAAAAGGGAAGGAAGGAAGGAAAGAAGGAAGGAGAAAAAAAAGAAAGAGAGAGAAAAGGAAAGAAAAAGAAAAAGAAAGGAAGAAAGAAAAUUUGGCUUACCCGAAUCCUCAGAAAUUUUCUCCUGGGUUUUCUUUAAAAGUUUUAUGUCUUUAUCGUUUACAUUUAA